This is a messenger RNA of Pomacea canaliculata, 3431 nucleotides long. RefSeq names its product putative universal stress protein SAS1637. The record is from RefSeq and is a predicted model, not a curated record. Bases 257 to 721 code for a protein of 154 amino acids. NCBI's taxonomy places the organism in Eukaryota, Metazoa, Mollusca, Gastropoda, Architaenioglossa, Ampullariidae. The transcript has 5 exons.
ACGGAGUGUAGCACUGUGGGGCGUUGCUCUCGGCGCACGCGAGGUUGGCUGGCCGAGACUGCGAAGCAGACGACUGCGAGCGUGCGUCUUUUUUUUUAAAAAACUCACCGAUUCUGUCGUGAGUAUAAAAGCCUGCAAACUGGCGUCAGAGGCCUCAGAAGCGGGCGAUCCAGGAUCAGCAGACGACCUCGUUGCUGCACAACCGCUUGCACACUACGAAGUUGAACAUAAAUUCUUCGAAGAGGAAUUGGAAGAAAUGGAGCACCAGCAAACGCAGCCGGGCGGCGCUACUGCGAAUGUUGUGAUAUCCGUGGACAACAGCACGCACAGCGAGUUUGCCUUCAACUACUACAUCAAAGAGAUUCACCGGCCAGGUUACCGUCUGCACGUGGUUCACUGCUCGGAGGCCUGGGCCCACCUAGCCUCCCUGGAGGAAGAUAGCAUUCACGACUUGAAGUUGAAGGAAGAUAACAAGAUCAAACUAAUGAAGGAGAAGUUCACCAAGCUGAUGGAAGAGAAUAAUGUGGAAGGAGAGUUCCACAUCCUGGGCGGGAAGGACACGUGGCACAAGGUGAUCGAGUACCAGCAUAACAUUAACGCCAUCAUGAUCGUGGUGGGGUCACGUGGCCUCAACGCCAUCCGCCGGACCUUCAUGGGCAGCGUCAGCGACAGCAUCGUGCAUCACGCCUCCUGCCCCGUUCUCGUCUGCCGACACCCGUGAUGCCGGCGACACAGACUGACCUUUCGCCUUGACCCUUGACCUUUCCUUCGCCCCCUCCUUAUCGUGUCAUUGACCCUCCAUGCUUUGUCUAGCCGUGUACCCAUGCAUGUUGAUUAUAAAAGAGUUUAAAACGUAUGUAAGUGUGUGUGUGUCAGAUGCUGCCCAGACAGAUACAGCGGCAAAGUGCUGCACAUGUUUUGUAGCUUGAAUUUGAAUCUUUAUGUUUGAGACAGUUAAUCUCCCCCAAUUGCUACUUUCUACCCCGUUGCCCCACCAACCGCAUCCCCCUUCUUUUCUCCGGGACCCUUCAUACAAGAGCGAAGGCUCUAGUGGCUGUUCUCCCCCACCCUUACCCUAUUUGUUUGUUGCCUGCAUUCGGUUGAAGUUUGUUUACUAAGGGGGACAACUGCCAUUAAUGGUUUCCUGGUAACAUUAGUUUGAGUGAAAACAAGUGACCUCUUCAGCUCGGUUACAGAGUAAAAUAGCGAAAAUAGAUCCUCAGGUAUAAGUUUAAUUUUAAUCAUUUCUUAUCGGUUCCUUUUUUAUUAUUCAACCUUUGAGAAUAUCAUUCAUUUGAUUAUCUCGGUUGGAUUGAGACUCGUUCCUUGCUGCACCUGGCAUUUAAAAAAAAACUCUCAUUGUUAGCAGUAUUUAUACAACUCUCUUGACAUGCACCUCUCAGUGGCUUCUGGGAUUUCCGGGAAGCUUUAGCUCAUCUCCUUGCAAAAAGAUUUGUUUCUGAUGCACCAAAAAAAAAAAAAAAAGAAAAAAAAGAAAAGAAAAGAAAAGAAAAGCGCGGGAGGCGGAUUUCGGGUAGGGGGAAGGACAUUCUUAGUCUCAUUCCUCACUCUCUCCUUUCCCUGAGACAUUAAAAAGCGUGCGAGUUCCAUAAUCGGAAAACAUCUGGCACGUGCCGCAUUAAAUUACAUCACGUGUCAGGCAUUGUCAAAUUAGUGGAUGAGUAUGUUCUGUAAUCAAACAUCCUUUGAUACUGAAGUCUUCUUGAGCGUUAUGAACACGCCUUGAAUCUUUUCUUUGUUUAUAAGUUUUAUUUUUGUGGAGGUGGUUCCCUUCCUAGCCAUCAACAUAAUUUAAUGUUCGACGUAUCAUAUACGAGAAUUAAUCACACCUUUGUAGUCUUGAUAACAUCCUGGUUAUUUCAGUGUUGUGUGUUUCGUGUCAUAUGAGUUCAUGUCGAUCAGCCUAGCCAGUGAUCGUUGUUUCUUACAGCAUUUGCCAAGCUUUGCUGUGCAAAUAUUUUAGCCUGCAUUGCCAACAGUCGGUGCGGUGAUGCCGCGCCCUCGACUGUUCUGCCCUGUUGAUAAACGGUGCACGAUUCUGUAAACUGAUCGAGCGACUUGGGGGGGCCUCCUAGAACUGUUCCAGAAGCACAGAUGGAGUGACAUCCAGCCAGCACUGUUACUGUAUGGCAGUACAUUUUAUAAUGGAAGUCGACAUGCCAGUUGCUCACAAACAAAUUACAAAUAUUGAAUUUGAGAAGGGCGAUCGAUAGGACAGCUAUUGUCUCUACACUUCCUUCUUCUGAGUUGAUUAGAACGGGGGUGAUGCGUUCGAUGCCCAGCUGCAUCCUGUCGGGGAAGCAAUAUUGUGUAAUGCAAUGCGAAAUUAAACAGAGCUAACUGUUCCUGGUGUAAAUUCUUAAUAGUUCUGCUUGUGAUGUACAAAAAAUGAAAUGUAGAGAAAUAAUCAUUCACCUUUAAUGCACAAAAUGUUCAACUUAAGAGGAAAAUGCUUUAGGUCUCAGCACUGUAAUCUUAAAGGAUAAGUGUUAUCGCCUACUUAACAGAUUUCCAUGAGAGUAAUCAUUGUCAUUCCUGCCAUGGGACACGUGCAUUUUUUUCCCCACACUUGUAAUCCUGUCUCAGAUUGACAUGCAUGCGGAAUUUUCAGGACAAGUUUAAAAUUCUAUCGCAUCUCGUAUUGUCGAAUGCCAGGUGCUCGGCCUACUUUUGAUUACGAGCAAUCAUUUCAAUGGAAAUGAGCCAUGAUACAGUUUUUGCAGGAAACCAGACAAGGCUGUUUUCUCGGCAAACUAAACCGAUUUGGCUCGUUGGGGUAGGGAGGGAUAGAGAGCAGGUGUUCCCAGCAUCGUAGUUACAAGGAGAAAAGUGCGAGAAAAAGUGAGUUCAGAGUGUGACCUCUGCCUUACAGGUGUGUUGCUAACAAUCUGAAGGUUCACUGCAAACCCUUUGUGCUCCUUGUAUUUCUUUCUUUUUUUCUUUUUUUUUUUCCAUAAUUUGUUUAACACAUCCUCGAUCUAGGGCGACAUGGUUUGAUUGAUAUCGAGUGAUUGUGGCAAAGCUGUAUUAUAAAGGAGAUAUAUUCGUAAAGUGUGGACUACCAAUGUUAUUUUUAAAGGUUUGUUUUAUUGGUUUUUUAAAAUAUUGAUGCGGUACUCACGUGACAUUUUGAAGACCAAUGCUCAAAGCACGCUUCACUCCUGUGUAUUGCUGACCGAAUCUUUCUCAGUACAAGACAAAAAUUUGUAAAAACCAAUUAAUAAUCCACAAACUGAAAGAGUGGAAGACUGUUAAUUGACUCUUUUAUGAGAUUCGUCUGAGGUUCGUGCGCACGUAAACUGAAUGCAUUUUCCCGAAAAUUGUAACACGAUGCAGAGUUGUUGUCACUGCGACCAAGUACUAUGACAUAAUUAUCAUAAUUUCUUUUUGAAAUAAAGUUUAAGCCAAAG